AUGCCACAGAGAUGUCUCGAACAUCACGGGAGUGAAAUGGUCGAACUUGAAGGUCGUGUUCUUUUUGAUGCGCACACUAAUGAUGAAGAAUUUGUCUCCAAAAACAUCACUGGAGCUCUCGAGGAGAAGGGUAUAACAACAAGUCUAGUGGAUUACGAGUUUCUUCCAGGAACGGACAUCAGGGAUGAAAUAUUUGGAGUUUUGUACAAUGCUAGGCGUCUUAUUUUUGUGUUAUCACCUGACACAUUAAAAGAUGAACAGUUGAUGUACCGCCUGUCAAUUGCCAUAACAGUUGCACUGAGAAGACAGGACAACUUCCUGCUGAUUUGCACUAGGAGUAAUUUAGAUUUUGACAGCAGAUACCUAACAACUGACGUUAAAACAUUCCUUAAGAACUUUGUAUACCUUGAAAGUGAAGAUGAAAAUCUUUCUCAUAGACUUUGGAAAGCUAUUACGUUUUCAAACGAAAUAAGAAUUGGCGAAGAUCGACAUAUAUGGCACAAUGGCGAAAACAUCCGGCUUCUGGAGGACUAG
Messenger RNA from Mya arenaria, 534 nucleotides. Its product is annotated as interleukin-1 receptor-like 1. The record is from RefSeq and is a predicted model, not a curated record. Bases 1 to 534 code for a protein of 177 amino acids. The transcript has a single exon. Gene Ontology annotation, biological process: signal transduction. Lineage: Eukaryota; Metazoa; Mollusca; Bivalvia; Myida; Myidae.